This is a messenger RNA of Linum trigynum, 3624 nucleotides long. Lineage: Eukaryota; Viridiplantae; Streptophyta; Magnoliopsida; Malpighiales; Linaceae. The record is from the annotation of a GenBank genome assembly.
CACCCAUCAUCUGCAAUCACCCAACCUACCUACAUGUAAUGCUUGGGUGAGUGUGGGUCAUUUUCUCUUUUACCCACCCAAACCCACAUAAAACUACCCGCUGCUUAUCCCUACCUAUUGGGCAUAUAUCAUAUAAUUGAGUACAAGCAAUGAUGCCAUUAACUCUCAACCUUCUUGCUCGAUUGGGUCAACGGGUAACUGGAUUGACAAGUUGGUGAUACCGACCCAUUGUAAUCGCUAAAUGGGUGGGAUCAAAUGGUUGUGUGGGAUGGGGCCAUACAUAUGUUUGGGGUUCUUGCAAAUCAUCUUGUGAACUAACAGCUCGAGAAAGGCCCAGUGUUAAAACUUAGAAGCAUGGGCAAUGAAACCGUACCGGAAAAGUCCGUUGUAGAGUAUUUUACGGUAAAAUCAUGAUUUAAUUGUUCUUCACCUCAUAUCGAUUUAGCCUCCAAUAUUAGUAUAUCGUGGUUGACUGCCGGUACGGUUCCAUGGACCAUGUUUAAAUUAAUUUUAAACCCAAUGCUAUACAUGACGUGGACAAAUUAGAGAGUAAAAUUGGCCGUGGCAAAUGGCGGAUGGAUGAUGGCACUCCGCGGCAAAACCAGAGCCGCAAUGAGAUGCUUCUUCCUCACUCAGCAACAACUCCGACUCCCGCUUCCGCUCACCCCAUCUUCCGUCGCUGACAUUUCCUCCAUCUCCGCACCUUCUUCUCGCCGCUUCUUCUCCUUCACCUGCUCCUCGCUCUUCCGUCACUCCCCGCUUUUCGCAUCGUCAGAACAGGCUUUCUCUAGUCCGAUUUCAUUUCCGGAACUUCCUUCGUCUCCACCUUCGAUUCGUUCGUUCGCAGCUCGAGGCCUCCACACCAUGCCUAAUUCGGAUUCAGUCACUUACCUCACCCAGCGUGAAGCUGCCGAGGUCGACGAGAUUCUCAUGGGGCCUCUCGGGUUCAGCGUCGAUCAAUUGAUGGAAUUGGCCGGAUUAAGCGUUGCCACGGCUAUAGCUGAGGUGUAUAAGCCAAGUGAGUAUAAUCGUGUUCUUGCCAUCUGCGGUCCAGGGAACAACGGUGGAGAUGGCUUAGUUGCUGCUCGUCAUCUGUUUCACUUUGGGUACAAGCCAUUUAUUUGUUACCCGAAGAGAACUCCUAAACCUCUUUACUCUGGUCUAGUUACUCAGCUGGAAUCACUUUCUGUUCCUUUCUUGUCCGUUGAAGAUUUGCCUGCUGACUUGUCUAAAGAGUUCGACAUUGUAGUAGACGCAAUGUUUGGGUUCUCAUUCCAUGGUACCCCAAGACCACCAUUUGAUCAUCUCAUCCAAAAGCUGGUCGACUUGGAUGAUCCUACUGGUGUCCGCCAGAGGACUCCUGCCGUCGUUUCUGUAGAUAUUCCUUCUGGGUGGCAUGUUGAGGAAGGAGAUGUUAAUGGUGGAGGCAUGAAGCCUGACAUGUUGGUUUCUUUGACUGCUCCAAAGCUGGGGGCUAAGAAUUUUUCGGGUGCACACCACUUUCUAGGUGGUAGAUUUGUCCCACCAGCUAUUGUAGAUAAAUAUAAGCUUCACCUUCCACCAUAUCCUGGCACUUCCAUGUGUGUUCGAAUUGGAAAACCUGCCAACAUUGAUAUAUCAGCUCUAAGGGAGAAUUAUAUCUCUCCAGAGUUCCUUGAGGAGCAGGUGGCGGCAGAUCCUUUUGUUCAGUUCCGUAGAUGGUUUGAUGAGGCUGUAGAGGCUGGAUUGAAGGAACCAAAUGCUAUGGGGUUGUCAACUGUUGGGAAGGAUGGGAAGCCCUCCUCAAGAAUGGUUUUGCUAAAAGGGUUUGAUCAGGAUGGGUUUGUCUGGUACACCAAUUACGAAAGCCAAAAAGCACAUCAAUUGUCUGAAAAUCCUCGAGCAUCACUCCUUUUUUAUUGGGACGGGCUUAAUCGGCAGGUAAGGGUAGAAGGAUCUGUGCAGAAAGUGUCUGAAGAAGAAUCUGAACAAUACUUCCACAGCCGCCCUAGAGGAAGUCAGAUAGGAGCAAUAGUUAGCAAGCAGAGCAGUGUGAUUCCUGGAAGACAGGUUUUGUAUGAGGAACACAAAGAACUACAGGAGAAGUUCUCUGAUGGGAGUGUGAUUCCGAAACCCAUAAACUGGGGAGGAUACAGACUUAGACCUGAACUGUUUGAGUUUUGGCAGGGGCAGCAAUCCCGAUUACAUGACAGAUUACAGUAUACUCCUGAAGAGGUAAAAGGAACACGAGUUUGGAAAAUUGUGCGGUUGGCCCCAUGACUGGUACUCUCAGCUUCCUCCUUGUGAAAUUCUGGUAUGGCAUGCUUCCGUUUUGCUGUUUUCUUCCCGCACUUGCUGUGUGCUCUGCUUAAUUUAUUCUCCGCCGGUAGAUGCAUGUGCGAUGCUAUCUUGUCAUUUAUGAAUCAGUUAACCUGUGCAGGCAGCAGAUAGAAGGGAGAAAGGAAGCAUGACGACCCAAAACAGGAUUGUGAAGCUCCAAUUUCCAGGAAGGAGUUCUUUAUCAAUCCUGGCGAGGAAGCAGCAAGACAUGCUCAUCUCACGUAGUGAAGAGGAUAAUUUACAGUCUUGGUUGCUGUGUAACAAUAAUAAUAAUUGAGAGUGAUAAAAUGUGAAUAAUUUUCUGUUUAUUUGUAUUUUUCCACUUAUUGAAUAUUUAUCCGGUGCCUGCCUACUCAAAGGUGGUGAUGCCGGAUUUGUCAGUUUAUUGGACUAUGGCAGAACGUUGAAGAAGAGCGGUAGUUUUUUUUUACAGUAAAAUAACUUCACUCCAUCGCUGACAGUAGGGCUGGGAAACGGUGUGGUCUGGUCCAGACCACACCAUAUAUACGGUCUACGGUCCAGACCGAGAGGCUAAAGUAUAGACCACAGACUAUACGGUUCGGUGCAGACCACGCCUGUGCGGUCUGGUUCGGUUUGGUUUGGUCCAAAUAGACCACACUCAACGAAAAAUGAAUAAUUUCUUUAGUCAACCACACAGAAAAUUGAACCAAUAACCAAGAAAAAUAAUUGUUAUUUGCCUUAAAACAUUAAUCCUAACAUGUAUGAAUAAUUUUGAUACUCUAAAUCUUAUUACAUAACAAAGAUACUAAGUAAAAGUUUCCCAGCUUGCACCAUAAUGUCAUAAACAUUAACAUAAUGUUAUAUGGAGACACGAUUAUCUCUACUUUGUGGUUAAAUGUGGUUGUGAAUGAAGGAGGGAAGAGAUUCACAAAAUUAAGGUUGAAACUUGGGUGUCGUUGUGGGAGUUUAGAGAGUGGUCGAAUGAGCUAUUAACACGUAUUGACAAGUCAGUUGGGUCUACGGUUUGGUUCGGUAAACCGCGGUCUAGACCAGACCAAGAGAUCAAAUCAUAAAAUAAUACAGAUCAUGGACCAGACCAGACCAUACUUCACGGUCUACGGUCCGGACCAAACUGUACGGUACGGUUUGGACCAAGGUUUUUCUAAUGGUCUGGUCUAUUUUCCCAGUCAUAGCUGACAGUAGUGAUGGCAAUGGGGCUGGGCGGGUACCUCAAUACCCAUGCCCUGCCCCACGCUAGUACGGGUCGGGGCGGGUACUACCCGCGCGGGGCGGGUCGACCCACUCUUACAUGCUAUUUGAGAAAAAUACACGCACAAUUUUACC